Messenger RNA from Schistosoma guineensis, 207 nucleotides. The record is from the annotation of a GenBank genome assembly. NCBI's taxonomy places the organism in Eukaryota, Metazoa, Platyhelminthes, Trematoda, Strigeidida, Schistosomatidae.
AUGCGAGCCCAAAAGUACAAUUUAUUAAUACUCCAUAUUGGAUUCGACUUAUUGCGUGCUGAUCGCGGCAUUUCGCCCUCAAGGUCGUUUGUUUCUCAACGAUCAUCUGAAAGUUACGAGUGUUCGGUCGCAUUACUUAAAGAUCAGCCACCGAAAUGGUCCCAAACAGCUUUUGGUUUGAUGCAUAAGGUACUUGUAACUAAUUAA